AUGGCCUCAUUGUUCAUCUCUACUUCACCAUCUUUUACUCUUUCUCCCAAAACUUACACAAAAUAUCAAACAACUCACUUUUUCAAACCCUUUUCAAUCAGAGCUUCUUUAACUUCUGUUGAUCAAUCCACAAUCUCUUUAGCGAAUAAAAAUCCCUGCCCUUUUAAGGAAAAUAACUGGCAAUGGAAAUUUCAGGACAAGCUUUUAACCAUCUAUUAUGAAGAACAUGGGAAGGAAAGCCGUGAGCCAACCAAAAAUAUUUUGAUGCUGCCAAGUAUUUCUGAUGUUAGCACUGUUGAAGAAUGGAGAUCAGUAGCUGGAAACAUUGUUCAACGAGUCAGUGAAAUCAAUUGGAGGGCUACAAUUGUUGAUUGGCCUGGUUUGGGUUAUUCUGAUAGGCCGAAACUAGACUACAAUGUUGAUGUCAUGGAGAAAUUUCUGACUGACUUCAUCAAUGCUUCAGAUGGUCCAGUGAAGCACUUGGAAAAUGAUUUAGUAGUCUUUGGAGGAGGGCAUGCUGCCACAAUAACUCUCUCUGCUGCAAAGAAAGGUUUGGUGAAGCUAGCAGCCAUUGCUGCUGUUGCACCCACCUGGGCUGGUCCUCUUCCUAUUGUGUUUGGUCGAGAUUCCAGCAUGGAAAUGAGGUAUGGGCUGCUAAGGGACACCUUAAGGACCCCAGGUGUGGGUUGGAUGAUGUAUAACAUGCUCGUAAGCAACGAGAAGGCAAUUGCGUCCCAGUACAAAUCCCAUGUCUACGCAAAUCCUGACAAUGUGACUCCUGAUGUUGUUGACAGUAGAAUUGCACUGACAAAACAAAAGGGAGCUCGUUGCGCCCCUGCUUCUUUCUUGACAGGUCUCCUUGACCCAGUUAAAUCCCAGGAGGAAUUCCUUGAGCUUUUUGCAGAUUUGGAUGGGAAAGUACCAGUUCUUGUUGUGUCAUCCAAAAGUUCUCCGAAGAGGUCAAAAGCAGUAAUGCAAGCACUCAGAGAAGCCAAAGGGGUCAGUAAAUUUGUUGAGGUUCCUGGUGCUCUUUUGCCACAUGAAGAGUAUCCCACUAUAAUUGCAGAAGAGCUUUACCAAUUUUUGCAAGAAAAUUUUGAAUUUAAUGUUUGA
Molecule: messenger RNA, 1113 nt
Organism: Dovyalis caffra
Lineage: Eukaryota; Viridiplantae; Streptophyta; Magnoliopsida; Malpighiales; Salicaceae
Source: the annotation of a GenBank genome assembly